Messenger RNA from Ipomoea nil (Japanese morning glory), 753 nucleotides. RefSeq lists its product as uncharacterized. NCBI's taxonomy places the organism in Eukaryota, Viridiplantae, Streptophyta, Magnoliopsida, Solanales, Convolvulaceae. The record is from RefSeq and is a predicted model, not a curated record. The transcript has a single exon. The coding region runs from base 1 to 753 and encodes 250 amino acids.
AUGUCUGAGUGCAAACCACUUGCUACACCUGCUGCAGUAACUCACGCUGUUUCCCCGUCUCAGGAACCGUGUGACAAUCCGACACAAUAUCGCCGCAUAGUAGGGGCGCUUCAGUACUUAACCAUAACGAGGCCUGAUUUGUCUUUUGCUAUGAAUCGGUUAUGUCAAUUCAUGCAUUCUCCAACUGCUGAUCAUUGGGGCCUUGCGAAACGGGUCCUACGGUACAUCAAGGGGACUCUCAAUCACGGCCUACGACUCGCGCCUUCUCCCUCGACCACUAUUCAUGCCUUUUCAGAUUCCGAUUGGGCUGGUUGCCCGGUAGACAAAAAGAGUACUAGUGGAUACGCUGUCUUUCUCGGGACUAAUCUAGUCUCUUGGUUAUCCAGGAAACAGUGCACUGUUGCUCGCUCCUCCACGGAGGCUGAGUACAAAGCUCUCACUGACGUCUCUGCUGAGGUCACAUGGGUUGUGUCGCUGCUGCGUGAGCUAGGUCUACAUAACGGGGAACCGUCUACUCUGUGGUGUGAUAAUCUUGGCGCUACCUACCUUUGUGCUAACCCGGUUUUCCACGCCAGGACUAAACAUGUAGAAAUUGACUACCACUUUGUUCGUGACAAGGUGGCAUCCGGAGACAUGACAGUCAAUUUCGUUUCAACCAAGGACCAACUAGCGGAUAUCUUCACCAAACCGUUGCCUGGCCCGCGUUUUGCUGCUUUACGAGACAAGCUCAAUGUGGUUGUGCACCCUCCUUGA